AAAAAAUGACAAAAUUAUUUUUUAUUUAUUUCAGUAAACCUAUGUGAUUGGUUCUCGUAAACAUGUCGUAGUGGCUAGUGUUCCACCGUGUACAUGAGACACGAGGUGAAACCGCGAUUGGUGAAAACUGGAUGACCAAGGUGGCGCCACGUACAACUACCACUAAAACCGCCAUCUGCUCCUCCUUCCUUAUUUUGAGUUCAAAACACUCGAUUCUUUGGGGAAAACGUAGGUGAAUUCAAACAAUUCGAUGGCGUUUAGGGCAGUAGCAGGUUCUAUCGGAAGGCGACAAUUGACGCCUGCGAAUUUGUAUCUACGGCCAUUUGUGGUUUCUGCUUCAAAUCAUCGUCAUCGAUCCAUCUCUUACCCUCUUUCUCCAACUGGAUUCCGAUUUUCUGUUAGAGCAAUACAAGAGGCAACAACAGAUCCUAUAACUCCAACGAAAGGGGAAAAUGGAGAUCAAAUGCAAUCUCCCCCAAAGUGGAAGGUUAAAAUGCUUUAUGAUGGUGAUUGUCCACUUUGCAUGCGUGAGGUUAACAUUCUAAAGGAAAGGAAUAAGAACUACAACGCAAUCAACUUUGUUGAUAUAAGUUCAGACGAUUAUUCACCAGAGGAUAAUCAAGGCCUAGACUAUGAAACUGCUAUGGGAAAGAUUCAUGCAAUCAUGUCUGAUGGAACUGUAGUCACUAAUGUUGAGGCGUUCAGGAAGUUAUAUGAGGCAGUUGAUCUUGGAUGGGUUUAUGCAAUUACCAAAUACGAGCCUGUGGCAACAAUAGCCGAUGCUGUUUAUGGUGUUUGGGCUAAAUAUCGUCUUCAAGUCACAGGUCGACCACCUUUAGAACAAGUUUUGGAGGCUAGAAAGAAAAAGGAUGAAAUAUGCGAUGACAGCAAGAGUUGUAGGAUGUAAUAAUUGAUGCAAGAUUUCAUGUCCAUAUAUUUUAAAGGCAUGACACAGAGAUGUUGUACUAUAUACAAUAGCAACUUGAUGCAAUAAUAUAUA
Molecule: messenger RNA, 1000 nt
Organism: Lactuca saligna
Lineage: Eukaryota; Viridiplantae; Streptophyta; Magnoliopsida; Asterales; Asteraceae
Source: the annotation of a GenBank genome assembly